Molecule: messenger RNA, 2893 nt
Organism: Mustela erminea (ermine)
Lineage: Eukaryota; Metazoa; Chordata; Mammalia; Carnivora; Mustelidae
Gene: ANKRD10
Product: ankyrin repeat domain 10
Exons: 7
Coding region: 484-1824 (446 amino acids)
Molecular function (GO): protein binding
Source: RefSeq, a predicted model, not a curated record
UGCAACGGGCAGGCGAGCCCCCCGAGCUCUGGGUGGCGGGUGUACUUGUGUGGGUCCCCGGAGUGGGCCAGCCGUGGCACCAGAUGUCCCCAGAGGCUGUGCGGGGUCGGGCCUGCAGUGGGGCCCCAAGGUCUCGGGCGGCCCCUCCCAGCCGGGCCCGGCUCCCCUGUUAUACCUGCGCGAGGCCCGCCCUGUGCUGGGGCCUGGGCCGGAGCCCAGCUGGCACGGAGCCCUUCGCGAACCCCCAUCUUCCAGGCCGGCUUUCCUGACCCUUCACGGGAACGAGGCAGUAGAGUCCCCGAGCACCCUGGCUGUCCGAGCUGUCGUGCGGAGCAGUGUCUCCCCCAGUUUCCUGAAGCCCACGGGCACCAGAUCGAGGUCUGGGGAGCUCUUGAUUCUGAUGCCCUUUGGUUGAUUUUGGACUUGAAACCCUUGUCCUUGUCACUACUGUGGGCACUUUUACCGCCCCCCAGUACAGGAGGAAUGGCGACCUGCAAAAGCCCACAGAAGCUGGAGUGCCUGAUCCAGUUGGUGAGAGCCGGGGCCACGCUGGACGUUUCCACGACGCGCUAUGCACAGACCCCUGCCCACAUCGCUGCUUUCGGGGGACACCCCCGGUGCCUCCUCUGGCUGAUCCAAGCCGGGGCCAGCGUUAACAAACCGGACUGUGAGGGCGAGACCCCCAUUCACAAGGCGGCUCGCUCCGGGAGCCUGGACUGCAUCAGUGCCCUGGUGGCCAACGGGGCCCACAUCGAUUCACAAUGGGCCAGAUUGUUAAUUCUUCAUAUUACGUGCUAUAAUGUGAACCUUUCCUUUUCCUGUGAAGGGACCGAAAGCUGUCUCCUAUCAGUAUUUUGUCACACUUGGUGCCUGAGGAACGCCAGUGGCCUGACAGCAGCAGACAUUGCUCAAACCCAGGGUUUCCAAGAGUGCACCCAGUUUCUCUUGAACCUGCAGAACUGUCACCUGAGCCGUUUCUAUGAUAACGGCCCCAUAAACGGGGGCCAUCAGAGCCGAUUCCCUAAUCAUACUAGUGCGGGAGCCAGUCGCAAGAGAUGUUUGGAAGAUCCAGAGCCCUUUGGAGUGAAGAAGGCUCGAACUGAAGCUCGGAGCUCGGGUCCCUGCACGCCGCUGGGGAACAGCGACGCGGACGAUGAAGCUGACAAAAUGCUGGUCGACAGAGAGCUCACGGCUGUCACAGGUGGGAGUGGACAGUUCCCUGUUAGCUGCGGCAGCAGCCCCAUGGUGGAAGACAGCAGACAGCAGGAGGGUAGUUCUGUCGGACCCAGAGAAAUAGAAGUAUACACGGUCUCAGCGAUGCAGACGCCUUGCCGCUGCAGGAGCCAGUAUAUGAAAACCAGUAGCCCCGCGCCGGAUACACUGACACAUGGAUGUGUCAUCAGUGGACAUUUGGACUUCCCCUCCACGACACAGCUCAAUGGGACGGAGAGCGGGAGUGACCAGAGCUUUUCAGGAGCUAAUGGUGUUAGCAGUGGCAUAGUUCAAGGACGGCCUUUUCCGAGUAGCCAGGGUCCGCUUUGUGUCCAUGGGACCGAGGAGCCAGAAAAGACCAUGAGCGCUAACGCCGAGAUGUGCGGCUCUCUGCACCUGAACGGGAGCCCGAGCAGCUGCGUGGCUAACAGACCUUCCUGGGUGGGGGGCGUUGAGGAGAACCUGCACUACGGGCACUACCACGGGUUUGGGGACACCGCUGAAAGCAUCCCCGAGCUCAGUAGCCUGGCAGAGCACCCCAGCUCCGUGAAGGGGGCAGAGAGGCCCGGUGGUGCCGACCUGGGGGCCAUGCACCUGUACCACGGCUCGUAGAGACUGGCAGCCUGACGUGUGGACGCGCCCAUGCCUCCCUAGUAGCCGACCGUGAAUACUCACAUAGCGCCCACUUGAGGGAAUGUCACGACUUGUACUGUUUUUGUAUACUUCGACUUUCUGACAAAGUCAGCUUGUAUUUGAGAAGUUCCUCGUGAGUCCUGUUGUAUGCAUGAGGACGGCUGACUUAGCCCCCAGGUGUUUCCUCCACGGGUUGGCGGGCCUCUUCCCAAGUCUAAUUUCUCGGCUGCCAGCCUCGGUGUUUUCCUUUGAGCGCCGUCACCGUAGAAUGCCGUCCUUCCAGACUCCUGGUCCACAGUCCUCUUGGAAAGCUUGCUUCUGCUCUAACCUCUAGACUCUAUGACAGAAGACGGCUCGUUCCCUAUGCAAAGUACAGCCUUACAAAGAUUUCUUGAAAAAAAGAACAUUUGUCUUUUUCAAAGUCUUUUCAUUGAAGCUUUGCAACUUGCCGUGUGGUGGGUUUUCUUCCGGGCACGCGUGGUGGUUUGGGGGCGGAAGCGGCCCCUUUGUCAACAACGUAGCUCCCUGCCCCGCGUUUCACUGGAAACACCUGCAGUCCGGGACUGACUGCGGCCCUGUCGUGGUUUUAUCCCACAUUUCUUGCUUUGUCUCUACGGUUUGUACCACAGAUAACGGUUUCCUUUAUAUGUAGUAGAAAUUACUAUUUGUAGGAAAUGUCAGGUCAGGAUAUUUAUAACUGACUAUUUUGACUUAUAUUUUCUUUUUUCUUGGUUUUUUUGGGGGGGAGGGGAGUGGUUUCUGCUUUAAAAUGUAUACCACUAUGUAUAUCCCAUCUACUGAGAGAAUUUUGGAUCUCUCUUAAUAAAAGUGCACUACGUUUAUGGUUUUAUAGAAAUUAGCUUUUGUUUAAGCAGCUAGUGGUCACACUGUGCAAAUAUUGUAAUGAAUUUUUACUUUUCUGAUUUUUGUAAUGAAAAUUGGUGAAGUUAGAGAAAAUGUCCAUUGAACAAGCCAAUGUCCUAAGAGUGUUACUAACAUCUUGUUUUUAAACUGUGCUUUACAGAUUGAAUAAAAAACUCUCACUUGA